Diplodia corticola is the source of this 330-nucleotide messenger RNA. Its product is annotated as dna-binding protein. Bases 1 to 330 code for a protein of 109 amino acids. Lineage: Eukaryota; Fungi; Ascomycota; Dothideomycetes; Botryosphaeriales; Botryosphaeriaceae. The record is from RefSeq and is a predicted model, not a curated record. The transcript has 5 exons.
AUGGUCAAGGAUACCGAAACCGUCAUCAAGGAGUUCAAUGAACUUGUCAACAUGUCUCCGAAAGAGUUGAAGGACUGGCUGGGUCAAGAAGAGUCAGCCGGUUCUGGAGAAACGAUCGGACACGAGAGUGGGCGGAAGAUUAUCAAGAUCCUUGAAAAGAACCCCAAGAAGGACCCGGAACAGUACGAUGAGGAGGAUGUUGACCACAUGAGGCGGGUUGUCGCGUACUGCAAGCGUCAUCUGGCGCAGGAAGAGAAGGCAAAGCGAGACACCGAUAGCAAGAGCUACAAGAGCUUGAAGAACUGGGGACACGAUGCUCAGAAGGCCUAG